AUGUCUCAUUAUCUCCCGACUUCCCUCUCACUCUACAUUCUCACCACUUACACCUCCGUUUUUGGAUUUCUCUUAUUAAUACUGAUAGCAUGUUUCAUCCUCUAUUGGAUCAUCAUCCGAUCCAAAGGAAACAAAAAUCAAUUAAAUAAUACUUUCAUGAUGGCUCUUCAUGUUUCAUCAACUUUAAAAUUAGCUCGGAUCGGAAUGAUUGCACUCUCGUUGCAAAUACUCGAGAUGGCAACAUUUAUUUGGUAUGGAUGGAUGUACGUUCAGGAUAAAUAUCAAAUGGUGUAUUGGUCUGGAUCAAUUGCACUUGUCAUUUUAGAUUAUUUAUUUCAAGUGUGUUUCACAUUGUUUGUUUUGGAAUUAGUUUUUGAAGGAAUUCGAAAGGCAUGUAAAGUAUCGGUGAUGAAAUAUCAUGGAAAGUGGUUUUCUUUUUUCGUUUCCGUGUUGGUGUUUUUGGGAGUGUUUGGAUGUUGUUUUGGAUAUUUGGUCACACCUUUGAUUUUCAUCAUGCAUUUAUUUUGUAAUUUUGUUUCUGUGAAUAUUGUAGAAACAGCUCAUUGGUCAACGAAUUUAUCACACGUGCUGAUUUUAGGAAUUUGCUCCAUAUUUCUACUCGUAUUAAGCUCGAGAAUGAAAAAUGAAUACAAACAUGUGGUGGAUCAUGUCGAUGUGGAUUUUAAUGAAACUGAAGAACAAGUUUCACUCAAGACAAGACAAGCAGCAAGACUCCUCUCAGUGAUGGCUGUCAUGGUGUUGGUGUAUUGUGUUGUGUUUCUGAUGCAGAAUGUCUUUUUAGAAAUUCCACAAAUUUAUGUUAGAGAAUUAAGUGUAUUGGGCUCGAAUACCAUCUCUGAUAAUCUGCAUUUGUGGUUUAACGUUUUACCUCAAUUGUACAUUCCAGUCAUGUUUGUCAUGUGCGGCUUGUGUAUUGGAAGAUUUAACUCGAUUCAAGAUCCCAACAUGUACAUCAAUCAAUAG
Naegleria lovaniensis is the source of this 984-nucleotide messenger RNA. RefSeq lists its product as uncharacterized. The record is from RefSeq and is a predicted model, not a curated record. Lineage: Eukaryota; Heterolobosea; Eutetramitea; Acrasida; Naegleriidae. The transcript has a single exon. Bases 1 to 984 code for a protein of 327 amino acids.